CUGCAGCCCAGGCUUGCAGCCAGAGCGGACCCAGGACCCUCUAUAAAGGCUGUGGGAAGGAGGACUGGCUCCAGCAGUGGCCAGCCCACGGUCCAAGAUGAGGUGCCUCGUGGUGCUCCUUGCAGUUCUCGCCCUUUCCCAGGGCAGUGGGAUCUCCAGGGUCCCUCUACACAAAGGCAAGUCUCUGAGAAAGGUCCUGAAGGAGCAUGGGCUCCUGGAGGAUUUUCUGAAGAAGCACCCGUAUUCCAUCAGCACGAAGUACUCCAGCCUAGCAAAGGUGGCCAGCGAGCCCUUGACCAACUACCUGGACUGUCAGUAUUUUGGGAAGAUCUACAUCGGGACCCCACCCCAGGAAUUCACCGUGGUGUUUGACACUGGCUCCUCUGACCUCUGGGUGCCUUCUGUCUACUGCAAGAGUUAUGCCUGCCAAAAACAUCACCGUUUCGACCCGGCCAAGUCCUCCACCUUCCAGAACCUGAACGAGCCUCUGUCUAUCCAGUAUGGCACUGGCAGCAUGCAAGGCUUCCUGGGCCUUGAUACCGUCACUGUCUCCAAUAUCGUGGACCCCCAGCAGACCGUGGGCCUGAGCACCAAGGAGCCUGGCAAUGUCUUUACCUACUCCGAGUUUGACGGGAUCCUGGGGCUGGCCUACCCCACUCUGGCCUCUGAGUACUCAGUGCCCGUGUUUGACAACAUGAUGCAGAAGCACCUGGUGGCCCAAGACCUGUUCUCUGUGUAUUUGUCCAGGAAUGGCCAGGGGAGCAUGCUGACGCUGGGGGCCAUUGACCCAUCCUACUACACAGGCUCCCUGCACUGGGUGCCCGUGACCGUGCAGGAGUACUGGCAGUUCACCGUGGAUAGGGUUACUGUCAAUGGCGUGGUGGUGGCCUGUGAUGGUGGCUGUCAGGCCAUCCUGGACACAGGUACCUCCAUGCUGGUUGGGCCCAACAGUGACAUCCUCAACAUCCAGACAGCCAUCGGAGCAACACAGGACCAGUAUGGUGUGGUUGACAUCAACUGCGAGAGCCUGAACAGCAUGCCUGAUGUGGUCUUUGAGAUCAACGGCCGAAAGUACCCUCUGCCCCCCUCCGCCUACACCAGCACGGAUAUGGGCUUCUGCUCUAGCGGCUUCCAAGGUGAAGGUGAUUCCCAGCUGUGGAUCCUGGGGGAUGUGUUCAUCCGCGAGUACUACAGCGUCUUUGACAGGGUCAACAACCGCCUGGGGCUGGCCAAGGCCAUCUGAUGGCACCGCUGAGCCCGGACCAGGGAUGUGUGCCCCAAACAGGCAUGCGCACGCCCACACACACGCACCUGCACACAUACAGAUCAGGUUUUCAGGUGCAUGUUUCAAUAAAUACCAUAUCUCUGCAAA
Mustela lutreola (European mink) is the source of this 1372-nucleotide messenger RNA. Its product is annotated as chymosin-like. Gene Ontology annotation, biological process: proteolysis. The coding region runs from base 98 to 1243 and encodes 381 amino acids. Gene Ontology annotation, molecular function: aspartic-type endopeptidase activity. The transcript has 9 exons. Lineage: Eukaryota; Metazoa; Chordata; Mammalia; Carnivora; Mustelidae. The record is from RefSeq and is a predicted model, not a curated record.